Messenger RNA from Osmerus eperlanus (European smelt), 4193 nucleotides. RefSeq names its product lysosomal amino acid transporter 1 homolog. Gene Ontology annotation, molecular function: L-lysine transmembrane transporter activity. NCBI's taxonomy places the organism in Eukaryota, Metazoa, Chordata, Actinopteri, Osmeriformes, Osmeridae. Bases 319 to 1335 code for a protein of 338 amino acids. Gene Ontology annotation, cellular component: lysosomal membrane. The record is from RefSeq and is a predicted model, not a curated record. The transcript is spliced from 8 exons.
GUGAGAUCAGAGCAAUGGGCGACAAACAGCUGAGUACAACCGACAGCGUUGAAAUACUUCGUCCAUUUGACUGCAAAACAACACGCUCUUAGAAAUAACAACACUGCUGCCAGCAAAGAUGGACAUCUGUUGCACACUGUCCAAAAGGUCAAGACAUCACGGUGCAAGGUAGAGGCAAAUGAUUCCUUCAUCAAAUGACAUCAACCCUGGGAGCCACCGCACUUGUUUGGCAAGCGGUAGGUGUUGGCUGUCUCGGGGACGCCAGGCAAAUUCUAAAUUCCAUUAUUCUCCUUCGCCAUAACACUACUGUGGGUGUCUAUGCGAGCGAACACUUCUACAUCAUCGCUUCAUCCAAGGAGUCGUCUACGGAAGUUAAGUGGCUUAAGGAGGAACAGUUACCUUCGUCCCAUGGCUCACACUCGCUUCCAGGAGAAGGGUGCAGACGUGGCCGCCGCCAAUGUAUCCUAUGUCCAGGGUCGGCCUCUGUGCGUGAACGGAACUCCUUGGAUCCUCUAUCUACUGGAUGAAUGCGUACAGAACAUGUCGGAAUACUGGAGCGUAGUUAUUGGAUUAAUAUCAAUGUUCUGCUUCCUGCUAUCCACUGUACCUCAAGUUUAUGAGGCCUAUCGUAAUGGGAAGGUGGAGGAGGCCAUGUCGUUUGGGUUCCUGCUGUUUCUCAUCAGCGGAGACCUGAGCAGCCUCAUGGGCUGUUACCUGACCAAUCAGCUGCCGAUACAGAUAAUCACAGGGGUAUUCUACAUUUUCACUGACAUGAGCCUCAUCUCUCAGUUCCUGUAUUACAAGAUCAAGAACAGUUCCAGCAAAAAGCUUCCUUUCUUGAAGUGGCUGUGUUUCCUGUGGUCUGGCUUGGUCACUCUAGUCCUCCUGGGGCUGCCCAAACUCAUCCUCAGAAACAGCAUCUCAAUCGACUCACAGAGCCCCAAUUACAGCUUGGAGGUCUAUGGCUACACAUGUGGAUACCUGGCCUCUGUCUUCUACCUUUCUUCACGCUUUCCUCAGCUCCACAAAAAUUUUAAGCGGCAGUCCACUGAGGGAACAUCCUACCUGCUUUUUGCCCUGGCCAUGAUGGGAAACAGCACGUACGGGCUCAGUCUGAUGGUGGUCCUCCCUGCCCUCCAGGGGUCCAAGCGAGUAUUCAUCCUCAAACACCUUCCCUGGCUCAUCGGCAGCCUGGGAGUCCUGCUGCUCGACCUCUUGAUAACCGUCCAGUUCAUCAAGUACAGGAAGAACCGUUCCAGCAAGACAGGCCAGCUUAUGAAGGUUUCUGAGGUGGAACCUCUUCUCUGUGAAGAGGAGGAGCUGACCACAGUCUAGAGGGAGAUAGUGGUACAACGUUCAGGACACACAGAACAUUCCAGCACAUACUGACAUUUCAGAAUGCUCACUGUAAAAAAAUAAAGAAAAUAGAUGUAUAUUGAAACAUUUUGUUUUUCUCAACAAAAGAUAACUAACAUACUACCGUAUUUUACGGAAUUGAAGCCGCAUCGUGUACAAACCGCGCCCCCCAUAAUGAGCACUUUGCGUUUGUAAAUUUGAGUAUAAGCCACACCGGAAUUAAGCCGCACUUUAUAAGCAAACAAUGUUGCCGUUGCGCGGACCAAUGCUCACAAUUGAUUGCUUGCACAUUCAUACUGUAGUUGCGGACAGCUUGGAUAGCGAUCUAACUAACAUUCCCAAUCAGGGUGAACACUCAAAUUAUCUAAACUAUAGACCAUAGCAUUACACAUAUCAAAAGAGAACUCCAAACAAUAGAACUCCAAACAAUGCUUAUUUAACUAAGCUAAUGCCCUUAAUUUAGUAGCUUUUCAGCUUGCCACAGGGCGUUCUGGGUACCAAGAGCAAUACACGAGUAUAGGCAAUCUUACAGCAUUGUGUAACUGUUACACACUUCGGUUGUGGAUACUAUGUCCAGAAAUAAAGCCAAGUCACUAAUUUAGUGGCAGAAUCCAUUGUUAUGUCUACAAAAUUAUUUUAGAUAUAUUAUAAGUUUAGCUAUCUUGCAAAUCCUGAGGAUAGCCUACUGUAGCAGACCUUUCUAUGUGACAACGGACAACGGUGUUUUGUCCCUCGGGGUUGCUGUAGACUUGAUGCUGAAAGCAUUACGUGAAAUCAAUGAGGGCGGUUCGAAUGGCGAUGUCAAGAAGAGCAGUGGUAAAAUACAAGUUAUGAAAAGAGACCGCGUCCGUGUCUUAUUGUCCACACGAUCAUAUACAAUUAUAUCUAAAACGAACUUACAAAGAGCUCGGUUAGACUACCAAAGUUGAAUUAGUAAUGUUGUUAGCGAUGCUAGCGUUAUUUUGCUAGCUAGCCUAGCCUAUAACAUUUCACUGGGUCUUGCAGCUGUUUGAUUAACUGAAAUUAUUAUGAAAUGUUAUGUUCUACUAGCCAUUUGCCUACUUUAGCAAGUCACUGUAUUUCCAAGCCCUGAUAGUGUAACUGAGACAACACAGUAAAUAAUUACUCUUUCAAGUAAUAAGCCCCCGUUCAAGUGUUGAGCAUAAAAUUAGCUGCACGGUCUGUAGAGAUCUUGAGACAAAGACACUUUUUUGUUCUAAAACCGGACUAUAAACCGCUUCGAAAUAUAAGCCGCACAAGAAAACGGUAAAAUCGGAGUACAAGCUGCGGCUUAUUUUCCGUAAAAUACGGUAUGUACCAUUUUUUAUGGAGUAUUCAAUAGAAAUCAACCGUUUACCCUAAAUUUGAAUAUGCAACAUUCUAUGACAUUUUCCUAACUGAACAAUAUUAUGUGCAAUUUCAUAUUUGUGCCAUAGACCAACUGUGUCAAGUAAUAUGCUAUAGCAAUGGCACUGAUGCUAAGAUAAUUGUGUUAUUCUGCAGCAUACUGUAGUAAAGUAAUUAGAAUGACUGUUACUUGGUGUCUGUAUAGGGACUUGUAAGUCUCUAAUGUUCCGUCAUCCCUAAGUCUACAAGAGUGUGUGUGUGGUACAGUGUGUGGUGUCCACGGGUCUUCUGAUGACAUGUCUCAAGUGUGCCUUUUCUCUACAGCAAGAACUACAUGUGCUGCAGCCAUAGUUGACGAUUUUGUAUCCUACUUGUAAGUCCACUUACUCUUACAGUGCUGAAGUAUACCUCAAACAGUCCUUGUUAUGUGUUGCUGCUGGCAUACAAUAUGGCUGAUGGAGGCUAGCAAGGUAAGGAACAGCCUUCUUAACAAAGUCUGUCAAUGUUUGACUUAACCAACCAGUUGAAAUAGAACUUGGAGAACCUGUACAGCUGUCUCUACCUCAUCUCAGUAGGUGCUCUUGAUUUACCUGGUCAGGUGUGCCGGGAGAGCAUGCUUUGUUUAGGUCAAAUAUAACCUUUUUCUACAAUGCACUCCUGGGAGGAUGAAUGAAGCACGUAAAGUGUCAUUGUCAGUUUAUGUGAACAUGAAAUAGGACUGAGUAUUUAUAGGUAGUUUAUAGGUUUAUUUUCCCAAUCACAGUGAUGUGAGUCGACACAAGCCAAUCAGAAAACAAUACAUGUGUGUUGUAGAAAGAGUAGGAAGGGUCUGAGCUUAGGGAGCAUUUAAAACUGUACUUCAUUGGUGGCCAAGCCGCGAAGCCACCUUAAGUGUUUCUACCUUUUCUUAUUGGGUGUGCUUACGCCUUCGGCGAGCACAACCAUUGUUCUCUCACAUAUAUAUUUAUUUAUUAUUGUUUAUUUUCGCCCCCCUAAGGAUCAGUCAAUAUUUGGACUACAUAGACAACGCCUGUGUCAAAAUGUUUGUCUUGGUCUCGAUUGCGUUGCUUGUAUUUUUAUGUACGUUCCGUUGCACGGUUUAGGAGGUUACAACGUUUUUGUGGCAAAAAAGUGCCUUUAGUCGACGAAGGGUACUCAGUGCUAUCUACGUCACCACGUCAGCACACGUUAGCAACGACGCAUGGAUACAACGUGCAUAGAUGUGCUGUUGCACAGCGAGUAUCGUAUCGUGCCGUGGUGUACUAGCAGCAUCAUACAUGUACAUUUAAGCAAAUCAAGAUCUGCAUGUACAGUAAGUAAUGUCACAUUAAAGAAUGUAUUUAAACUCAAGCUUGUGUGGUGUGUCGCUGGCUUCAGUGCCACAGCCUAAACUUUAUGUCAAAAGAAACAUGCUCAUUUCCGGCGCUUAAAAACAAUCCCCUCACUCAGUGAAGUUUGGCUAGCCACCGCAACUAGCUUGCUCGUAGCAA